Messenger RNA from Hemiscyllium ocellatum (epaulette shark), 2370 nucleotides. RefSeq names its product disintegrin and metalloproteinase domain-containing protein 10-like. Gene Ontology annotation, cellular component: plasma membrane. Gene Ontology annotation, biological process: membrane protein ectodomain proteolysis; Notch signaling pathway. Bases 58 to 2136 code for a protein of 692 amino acids. The transcript is spliced from 16 exons. NCBI's taxonomy places the organism in Eukaryota, Metazoa, Chordata, Chondrichthyes, Orectolobiformes, Hemiscylliidae. The record is from RefSeq and is a predicted model, not a curated record. Gene Ontology annotation, molecular function: metalloendopeptidase activity.
AAGGAGCAGUUCAGACAGCGUUAUCAGAGUGUGGUGACAGGAUAUUCAGUGAAAGACAUGUGGAUAUUUAUAUCUCUCAUUCCCCUGAUGAUACAUCCCAUUGAUACUUCAAUUCUUCAGCCUCCAGGGCAUUCUGGAGUGAGGAUCAAUCCACUCAUCAAACGAUAUGAGGGAUUAUCAUACAACAGGGACAUUGUGCGGCAUCAGCUUUAUCGUGCGAAGCGCUCUGACUGUGAGGAGGAACCAUUCAUUCACCUGCAAUUCUCUGCUCACCAAAGGCAAUUUCGCCUUCGACUGAAAAGAGAUUCAAGUUCGUUCACAGGAGAUUUCAGAAUUAAAACUGAACAUGGCCUGGAAAAAGCUGACCUCUCCCACCUGUACUCUGGGCAUCUACAAGGUGACAGAGCUUCCUUUAGCCAUGGCUCGAUCAUUGACGGCCAGUUUGAAGGCUUUAUCCAAACGGAGAGAGGCAGGUACUACAUUGAACCCAUUGAGCGCCAUGUUCAAGGAGAAAACCCUUCUGUUCAUUCCCUCAUCUAUCACCAGGAUGACAUUGAUGUAUCUCACCCUAAAGGCCGAGGGACAUGGUGCCGGAGCCAGCCGGUAUUGGCUGCACUGCCUCACGAUCAGCACACAGACCAAGGGAGAGUGUCACAGGAGCCUGCAUGUUUGAGAACGCAGAGGGAUGUUUCCCGUUUACUGACGACCUGUUUCCUGCACAUACAUGUUGACCCCUGGUAUUACAGUCUCAUGGGAAGCCAAGAGAGAGUCACAGCUCAGAUUGCGAAUUAUUUGAUGGCAGUGAAUGGAAUAUAUCAGAAUGUGGACUUUCUGGGAAUCCGACAUAUAAACUUCCAGGUUCAGGACCUGUCGAUUGACUCCAAAUGUAACCAUUCCAAUCCUCUCCAUGACCGCUAUGUCAGUAUAGAGAAACUUCUGGAUUUACAUUCCAAGGAAAACUGGAGCAAGUAUUGUCUGUCUUACCUCCUGACAAACCGGGAUUACAGCGGUGAGCUCGGGCUGGCAUGGCAAGGGAAUGUGGCCCAUAAUGGUGGUAUCUGCUCGAGCAGUCUGAACACAGGACUGAUUACCGCCCGCAAGUACGGCUCACAGCUCCCUCUGAGAAUGAUUCACCUGGUUCUGGCUCAUGAGCUUGGCCACAGCCUCGGGUCCCCGCACGACGGGGAUCGGGAAUGUCGUCAUUGGGAAUCUUCACAUCUCCAGAGGAAGCCAGCUGGGAAUUUCUUGAUGUAUCGUUAUGCCUCAUCUGGGGAUGACUAUAAUAAUGAUAAACUGUCUGACUGCACCAUCCAUUACAUCAGCGAGAUCCUGAAGAGAAAGAAAGACAGGUGUUUCCACAAGAGUACGAAGCCAAUCUGUGGCAAUCAGCUGGUGGAGGAGGGGGAACAGUGCGAUGUAGGACACACUAACACUGACCCUUGCUGCUAUGGUGCCAGUCAAUCAGAGGGAGCUCCCUGUCAACUGAAGCCUGGGAAAAGGUGCAGCCCCACCCAGGGACCGUGCUGUGACUCCUGGUGUGAACUGGUGCCCCUGGGUCAGCGCUGCAGGAAGGAGACCGAGUGCAACUUUGAGAGCCGUUGUGAUGGAGCGAGCACGGCCUGCCCCAAUCCCCUUCCCAAAGCUAACUACAGCCUCUGUAACCAGGGAAUGCGUCUGUGCCUGAAUGGGCGAUGCACCGAGUCCCUGUGUGUGAGGCACAACCUGGAACAGUGCAGCUCCCUCAGCCAGUCCAGCGAGGAGGCGUGUCAACUCUGGUGCCAGAGGGCAGGCAAUCCACGGACUUGUUCCAGCUCUUCCUCCGUCCUAUUGCACCAGUAUUUCAACAGCAGCCUGCAGAUGUUACCUCCGGGCUCCCCCUGUAGGCGGAUGCAGGGAUACUGUGACAUGUUCCACGUGUGUCGUCUGGUCAACGAUGACGGGCCCAUCGCCAAACUCGGAAAAGCCAUCUUCAGGCCGAAAGACUUUGAAGGCAUUUCAGAUUGGAUGAAGGCUUAUUGGUGGGCCAUUCUGUUAGCAAUUCUCACCCUUGUCGCGUUAAUGUCGAGCACGGUGUUCAUAUUUGGCAAGACGCUGGAUGGCAUGUCAGCUCAGCCAGAACAAGAGACCAGUUCCUGAGGUGUCACAGGCAAAGGUCUGGGGUGCACCUUCCAGAACCAGCCACAGUCAGUGAGGCCGCAUUAUCACCCUGCCUCCUCAAACACACUGUCCCCUUUGACAGGGCAUUGACCUCCCAGUGAACCCUACCAACAAGGACAGUAUCUCCCAUUGCUGAUAGCGAACAACUUACACAGCUCGACCUUCCCCAUCUGCCACUGGUUUCAUUCAUAAAAUUAAAGAUCAGAUUAAUUU